Caenorhabditis auriculariae is the source of this 3880-nucleotide messenger RNA. The record is from the annotation of a GenBank genome assembly. Lineage: Eukaryota; Metazoa; Nematoda; Chromadorea; Rhabditida; Rhabditidae.
AUGGAAGACGAAAAAAAAUUAUCAAAAAAGUGAGUAUUUUGCCAUGUUUCGAAAAGCUGCAUCGCAGUUUCUUUUGCCAUUCUGUGCUACCAGGCAUUUUUCUUGUUCUACACCUAUUUUUAAAUUUAACCGGUGGGUUAGCUACAACUUUUUUUCAAGUCUUGCAAUAAACGGUUUUCAGUGAACAAAAACGACUGGCCAAACAAGCUCAAAAAGAAAAGGAGAAACAAGAAAAGGAGCAUAAGAAACAAGGCGAAAAUGCUACAAUCAAAGUAAGUUUUGACAUUUGAAAGUUUUAAAUUUUGAGAGAUUCCGCUGAUUUCCGCGAAAUAAAAAGUCUCUCCAAAGGGUCGAAAAAAUGCAAAAGCAAAAAGUUCAAUUAUAUAAGAUUCUGUCAAAGAUGCUUUAAAGAAAAUAUAAAUUGCAGAUUGUGUUUCAACAAUUUUUUUAUUCAAAGGUAUUUCAAGAUAGUCUCAUGAUUGCAGGUGAAAGAGACGAAGGAAGCGGAUCCGUCUGACCCUCAAGAAUACUUCAACAUGCGCGUUCGUAUGAUCGAAGGGAGACGUGCUGCUGGGGACAAUCCAUUCCCUCAUAAAUUCAACGUGACCGUGUCUCUUACGGAAUUCAUCGAGAAGUACAGCUCUUUGGAGAAGGAGCAAGUUCACGAUGAUGUGGUCAGCAUUGCAGGUUAGAUUUUUUUUUUCGGAAUUUCUUAUCUCAAAAAAGUUUUCUAUCUUCGAAAGCACAAGAUUUCUGUAUUUUUUUAACGUUAUCCCCCUUCUCCCAGCCAGUUCUUAAUAAAUUACAGAAAGCAGAAUGAAAUUUUUUUUUCUGAAUUCUAUAAAUAUAAUCGUCUUAUUAACAGGAAGGAUUUUCUCGAAACGGGAGUCCGGCAGCAAACUCGUCUUCUACGACGUGCAUAGCGAAAACACCCGACUCCAGGUUCCUAAAUAAAAGUCAAUGAGAGAACGUUCAAAAUUUCAAGGUCAUGGCAAAUGCGCGCUACCACAAAGGAGGUGAAGCGGAGUUUGGAGGUUUGCAUGACCGCAUCAAACGCGGAGACAUUGUUGGCUUCACUGGACAGCCAACCCGUUCAAAAACCGGCGAGCUCUCCAUAAUCCCUUCUGAAGUGGUGCAGCUCACUCCGUGUCUCCAUAUGUUACCGCACACUCAUUAUGGUAUUAAAGACAAGGAAUUGAGGUUAGUUGCAGGCUUAUGAUUGGUGAAAUGGAUGAAAAUUUCAAAGGCCUAUGGAGCGCAUUGAUUCGAAUCAAAAGAUAAGAUUAGCCCAAACAUAAUAACUUUUUUCUCGACAAAAGUGAAAUGCCGCAAAGUUGUUUGUGAUUCUAAAGACUUCAUAUUAUACCCCUGAGAAUUUUCAUAUGAUUCUUAACUCAUCGAAAAUACCUACUUCUUUUAAACCAAAUCUAAACAAUUUUCCAAAUAUCAUUGCACCAAAACCUUCUUUUUACAGGUAGAAAUAUAUUUUCGCCUUUUGCAGAUUCCGCAAACGUUACCUGGACCUCAUUUUGAACCCUCAAGUCAAAAAUAACUUUGUCAUCAGAUCUCGCAUAAUUACUUUCUUGAGACGCUACCUCGACAACCUUGGAUUUUUGGAGGUCAAAAACUCAAGAGAAAAACAAUAAAAAAAGGAUUUAGGUUGAAACUCCAAUUAUGAACCAGAUUGCCGGAGGAGCAACUGCCAAGCCGUUCAUAACUCAUCAUAAUGACCUCGACAUGAACCUUUAUCUGAGAAUCGCUCCAGAACUGUAUCACAAGGUCAGAGAAACGUAAUAUCGCGCAAAAAGAGUAGUAGGAUUAUUAUGUUGAAGAUUUUUUUGAGCCUUUGAAACGAAACUUUCUUUUUGUGAUGUAGAAUGCGUGUUCCGAAUAUAACGAUUAUCUGUCUGAGAUUUAUAAGAAUGGAAAUUUUAAUAUAUGGGAAUCCCAAAUACAUGAAUGAAACAAACCAUAAAAACUUCUACCUUAUAGUCAAUAAUUCUACAGGAUUUUUUUUUCCUAGUCUAGUACUGAAUCUUAAUGAAAAAUCGUCUACUAAUGCUAGCAAACCCUGCCAAACAAUCCUCUGAAAUUUUGAAGAUGCUUGUGGUCGGAGGAAUCGAUCGCGUCUACGAAGUCGGCCGUCUCUUCCGAAACGAAGGCAUCGACCUCACUCACAAUCCGGAAUUCACAACCUGCGAAUUCUACAUGGCUUACGCUGACUACGAAGACGUCAUCAAGAUCACGGAAGACCUUCUGAGCAGUCAGUUCUUCUCACGAAUUUAUUUGAGGAGCUUUCUGAUUUGAGGCAUGGUUAUGGCGAUUCACGGAACUUACAAAAUCCAGUACCACCCUGAUGGCCCAGGCACCGAUCUUGUUUAUGAUGUGAGGCAGAUUUUUUUUUUCAAGUGGAAGAAAUAAUUGUUUAGGUGGAUUUCACUCCUCCUUUCAAACGCGUCCACAUGUACGACGGCCUUGCUCAGGAACUUGGAGUGAAACUUCCAGAUCCUGUGACUCUUGACACAGAAGGUUGUUUUUUUUUAACAGUGAAACGACUGAGUGUUUAUUUCAAUUUUUUGUUUAUUGUAGAGUUUUUUUUUCUUUUUUAAAUUGAACACUGACGUAUUUCUCAAUAAAGUUUUUUUUUCAAAAUUUUAGCGGAAGAUCAAAAAUGACUCGUGUAACUUGUUCAGGAAAUAAACGAUCAUUGAAGUAGAUUUAUCGAGAUUUUAUUUCCAGAAGCCCGAUUAGCUUUUGACAAGAUUGCUCGAGAAAAAGGCGUCGAUUGUCCUGAGCCAAGGACGACCGCCCGACUUCUUGACAAACUUGUUGGGGAAUAUCUUGAAAGCAAGUUCAUCUCGCCGACUUUCCUCAUCGGCCAUCCUCAGAUCAUGAGCCCUCUGGCUAAAUGGCACAGGUUUCUGUUAACUUUUUUUGUAAGAGACACAUAUUAGAAAAAAUAAAAUAAUUUUCAUCAAAAGCAAGUUUCUGAAAUGAAAACCUCUUGAACAAAAAAUGACAAAAACAACACAAAUAUAUAUAUUCCAGAAACACUCCUGGGCUGACCGAAAGGUUUGAGCUUUUUGCCGUGACACGAGAAAUCGCCAACGCCUACACAGAGUUGAACGAUCCCAUCACUCAAAGGGCAAGAUUUGAACAACAGGCUAAGGUUAGUGUCUUCUGAGAUUUUCAUUGAGUUUCACACAUAACCAGGCUGUCAAAAAGUUUUAAAAGAACAUUGCGAACAAUUGAUAGUAAUACCAACUUGGAAGGUAACGUUUAAGUCAUAUGUUCUUAAAAACGGGAAACAAGAACUGUGUAAUUUUUUUGAAUGAAAAAAUUUUGAGCAUUUUAAGAAAAAAAAUUGAAAAAAAAAAUUUGAUGUAUCGUAGGACAAAGACGCCGGAGACGACGAAGCACAAGCGAUUGAUGAGACGUUCUGCAACGCGUUGGAAUACGGCCUGCCGCCGACUGCUGGCUGGGGGAUGGGCAUCGAUCGAUUGUCCAUGAUCCUCACGGACAACAAUAACAUUAAGGUGAGUGUCCUUUCCCAGAAAUGUUAUCUUUCAGCUUUUAAAUGAUCCCAAUCCAAAAAAUGAGCUAUUUUUCUGUGACUAAUAGAUCCGCUACGACCAAGAAAAAAAUUAAAUAACAAUAACAAUUUCACAAAGCAAAAUUUUUGAACAUAUGAAAAAUGAAACUCUUGGAAGUUUAAACGAUUUCAAUUAACAAGAAAAAUUUGUCAAAACUUGAUUAGCGUCAAAAAAUUUUUACCGCUUCACAGAACCAGUUUCAGGAAGUUCUUUUCUUCCCCGCAAUGCGUCCAGAAGAAAGCGUCGCUGACAGCAAAGACAUCAACCCCAAAGAGGAAACUUCAUGA